UCCAACUCGCUACGGCUGUCUACUACCCCUUCUCACUUCCCCCUCUCUCCUUUCAAUUCAACCCUUUCCCCCCAACCGAACUGCCGCCAUGUUCUUCUGAGCCAGGAUGACAGUCAGACGGACAGAAGAGAGUCAGGGACACAGUCUGUGACUAAAAACCACGAUUUAACUCUGCUUUUCGGAGUAUGAUCGAGAGGUUUUAACACCACUGAACAUUUAGAAAAGUGGAUAUCUUCUGAUUUUUAUCUUUAUUUGAGACGUUCGGAUUUACAGCGACAUCGGUUUGUCCGGAUGUUACAGCGCUAGAUAUUUGGUUUUCCUACGGCGUAGGCACCUUUUAUGAAGGCAGAUCUUUUUACAUUUUGUGGUGUUGGAGGGGACGAAUAUACGAACACAUCAAUUCCAUCUGUUAAAAGCUUUUUUUUAAACUAGAACAUAAGCGGACUAAAUGUGUAAUUUAUGUGAAAUAGAAGAACACAUUCCAACAUUCGUUCGUACCUCUGAAUGGAGGACUAGUAAUACCAACGGGAUUUAAUUGAUGUUUUGGACGUUUAACUGAUUAUCAAAUAAUCACAGUUUGCUGUCAACAAGGUUUUAAGACGAGGAAAAGGGAAAUAUUAUUGGUUUCUUCUCCGAAGCCCUACCGUGAACGUAUUGCAACAUGACGGGCUCUACCCCGGCAGACAUGAUUAAUCUACGUCUUAUCCUGGUCAGUGGGAAGACGAAAGAGUUUCUGUUCUCUCCCAACGACUCGGCUGCGGACAUCGCCAAACACGUCUAUGACAACUGGCCAAUGGACUGGGAGGAGGAGCAGGUCAGCAGUCCCACCAUACUGAGGCUCAUUUACCAGGGACGGUUUUUACAUGGAAACGUCACGCUAGGAGCUCUCAAACUGCCCCUGGGGAAAACCACAGUGAUGCAUUUAGUUGCCAGAGAGACGUUGCCUGAGCCAAACUCCCAAGGUCAGAGGAACAGAGAGAAGACUGGCGAGAGUAACUGCUGUGUCAUCCUGUAAAAACACCUCCCUCUUUCAUUGCCCCCCCCAUCUGUCCUCCUCUCCUGUCCUGCGGUCUGUGACACUGCUACACACACCCACACAUGACACUGUCCGCCUGCCCCCGUCCAUCUCCAACACACAGCCUUCUGUGUCCUCUGUAGCAAUACAGUGUGUGUGGCCCUGUACCUCUCAGACUUAACCACUAAACACAUAAACCUACUUAAACACACACACACACAGUCACAUCCCCCACACACCCACGUUUCCAGAUGUGCUGUUUAGAAAACAUUGUCUGGUCAGAACCCACCGACACACACACACACACACGCACACACUUAUGUCCUCUUUACCCCACCCUCCUUUAUCUCUGCUGUAUAUCCAGUUAACCAAUCAGCAGUGUAUUGACUGACAGAUGUACUAUAUUAUUCACUCAUGAAAGUUAUUACCAAUGCCUAACAAACAAACACAAAAAAACAAACAAACAAACCAACCAACCAACCAACCAACGACCUUGUCGUCGUUGUUGUUGUUUGUCUAUAAUAACAUGUUGUUGACUGUGUUUUUACAGUCUCUCCUCUAUCAGACCCCUUGUCCCCCUAAACGACGGGAAAGAGAGACAGAAUAUCCUUUCCUCAUCUUCCCUUUUCUACCUGAACCCCAGAUCUCUCUUAUUCCCCCUUAUUCCCCUGGGAACCACAGACACAAUAUGCCUCUUUCAUCUUGUUGUUUUCUAACCUGACAGAAUGACAAGCCAAAUAGACAGGUCACCCAGCCUCCCUUCUUUUCUAUGAGCCCAGGUUUGCGGUGCGUAAGGUGCGCUUGCCAAUCAAAGCCAGGGGAGAGAAUCUGUCUGAAACAAAAAGUGUUCUUGUUUCCUUCAAUGUCUUCUUUCCCUCCUAAUCUCUUUCUUCUUUAUGUAAAAACAAAAACAAAAAACCAAGACAGAAAGAAAGAUGAGUAAAUUUUUGCACAAUCACUCUGAACGCAUGUGCCCACCCCCUCCCCUCCCCCAAUGAACAACAUGUUAAAAAAAAAAAAAGAAGAAGAAAAAAAUAGAAAAAAAAAACAUUUCUUAUUUUAUUUUAUAUUUUUCCAAUGGGAAUAAAGAAGGUAACAUAAUGUGUAGAAUAUAUUUAAUAUGAAUCUUAUAUAGAACAUGAUGUUGCCUCUAGAUUAUGUUGGUACAGCACAUCGUCCUCGUGCCGUGUCAGUGUGUACCAUGGUUUGCUAGAUAGCUUCCUAGGCUGUUCAAACAGCGUGCUGACAGGGCCAGUCCCAAAAUGGCUGCUUGUUGCACUGCACACUGUCGGGGAAUAGGGUGGCAUUUAGGACCCGGGGCGACAUCUUGUAAUUCAAGCAGCGAAACAACAACCAUCCUCCUAAUCAGCUGGCAUACACAACUAUUGUAAACAUGUUUUUAUUUCUCUCUUUUUUUCAACUGUUCAUAAUUUAAUGCUAUUGUUUAGAUUUUAUUUAAAAUUUUGUUGGCGUUCUAUCAACACUAGGUCUUAAGAUCGUGCAUCCCAAAUGGCAGCCUAUUCCCUACAUAGUGUACUUCUGUGCCAGGCCUGCAGGGAGUAGGGUGCCAUGCUGGACGCAGCCAGAGUAUAGUUUUUCUUUAUCCAGUGAUCAGGGUUCCAAGCUGUACAGUGACAAUAUAAAACAAAAAAAAACAUUUUCAAACUAAUUGUAAAUAGCACUAAUCUCAUGCUUCUUCCUUCUACCCUCUUCCAAACUUCAAAUGGAACAAAUACAAAUGUAAACUAAAUAAAGAUUAUUGAAGUGCAGCAUU
Molecule: messenger RNA, 2789 nt
Organism: Esox lucius (northern pike)
Lineage: Eukaryota; Metazoa; Chordata; Actinopteri; Esociformes; Esocidae
Gene: ubl3a
Product: ubiquitin-like 3a
Exons: 5
Coding region: 662-1015 (117 amino acids)
Molecular function (GO): protein binding
Source: RefSeq, a predicted model, not a curated record